AUGGAACCAGAAAACCAAACAGAAGUCUCAGAAUUCUUCCUCCUGGGACUCUCUGAAAAGCCAGAGCACCAGCCCCUCCUCUUUGGGAUGUUCCUCUCGACAUACCUGGUCACCGUCUUUGGGAACCUGCUCAUCAUCCUGGCCAUCAUCACCGACUCUCGCCUCCACACCCCCAUGUACUUCUUCCUCUUCAACCUAUCGCUGGUUGACAUCUUCCUGUCUUCCACCACCGUGCCCAAGAUGCUUGUGAACAUCCUGACUCAGAGCAGAGCCAUCUCCUUCACAGGAUGCCUUACCCAGAUGUACGCCUUCCACCUGUUCGGCACCAUGGACAGCUUCCUUCUGGCCGUGAUGGCUGUGGACCGGUUCACAGCCAUCGUCCACCCGCUGCGCUACUCGACCCUCAUGAGCCCCCGUGUCUGUGGGCUGCUUCUGGGGGCACCGUGGGUGAUCACCAACCUCCAGUCUCUCAUACACACCUGCCUCAUGGCUCGGCUGACCUUCUGCGCUGGCUCUGAAAUCUCCCACUUCUUCUGCGACCUUAUGCCCCUGCUAAAGCUCUCCUGCUCUGACACGCACACCAACGAGCUGGUGAUCUUGACUUUGGGCAUCCUCAUGGGCCUCAGCCCUCUCUUCUGCAUCCUCCUCUCCUACACUUGUAUCUUCCGGGCCGUCCAUGGGAUCCCCUCCUCCCAGGGCAAGUGGAAAGCCUUCUCCACUUGCGGCUCACACCUCACUGUGGUGUCACUGUUCUAUGGGACCAUCUUCGCUGUGUACCUCCAGCCCACGUCUCCCACCUCCUCCCAGAAGGACAAGGCAGCUGCCCUGAUGUGUGGGGUGGUCAUCCCCAUGCUGAACCCCUUUAUCUACAGCCUGCGGAACAAGGACAUGAAGGCAGCCCUGAGGAAGCUCAUUGGCAAAGUGGCCUCCUACAGGUCCUAG
Molecule: messenger RNA, 942 nt
Organism: Carlito syrichta (Philippine tarsier)
Lineage: Eukaryota; Metazoa; Chordata; Mammalia; Primates; Tarsiidae
Product: olfactory receptor 1I1
Exons: 1
Coding region: 1-942 (313 amino acids)
Biological process (GO): G protein-coupled receptor signaling pathway
Cellular component (GO): membrane
Molecular function (GO): olfactory receptor activity; G protein-coupled receptor activity
Source: RefSeq, a predicted model, not a curated record